This is a messenger RNA of Paramormyrops kingsleyae, 1557 nucleotides long. RefSeq names its product dynactin 3 (p22) (gene dctn3). Gene Ontology annotation, cellular component: dynactin complex. Lineage: Eukaryota; Metazoa; Chordata; Actinopteri; Osteoglossiformes; Mormyridae. Gene Ontology annotation, biological process: cytoskeleton-dependent cytokinesis. The record is from RefSeq and is a predicted model, not a curated record.
AGUAAGAAUCAGGCUGCAGAACCCGGAAGUAGGCCGUCGGGAUUGUUUAUCAGUCCACCAUCUUUUAUGCGAUUCUAUUCAUCUGUUUCCUUUCCACUGCGCCUUGCUACAGUUUCCUUUACCUGUCAGGGCUGGGAUGAUGGAAGGGUGUGACAAGUUUCAAGACUUAGAAACGCGCGUCCAGGACCUGGAAAAGCGCGUGUACGGGGAACGGGGAGGACGAAAUAAGACGUUGAAGCUUGCUGAUUCAGUUACAAAGAUCCAGACAGGGCUUGCGAACACGGCCAACAAGAGGGAGCGAGUGAAAAUUUUGCACAAAAAGAUUGAAGACCUCAUGAGGUAUUUGGACCCACAAUUCACUGACAGCAUUGCAGUCCCUGACUCAAUGAAGCUAGAAUUCAUCUUAGCUGAGGAACAGUUCCUGCUGUCACAGGCUGCACUCCUGGAGCAGGUCAGCAAUCUCCAGCCCCUCCUGGACAGCAGCCACAUUAGAGCUGUGCCGGAGCACGCCACCAGACUGCAGCGGCUCUCCCAGGUCCACAUCAGGCAGCAGGACCAGAGUGAGGCGCUUUCCGAGGAGGUGAAGAAGCAGUUUGAAGAUUACAACAAGACGAUGUUCCUGCUCUCCAAGCAGUUCACCCAGUGGGACGAGUCGUUGCGGCAGCUAGAGGGGGCCAAGCAGGUGAAGCCGGUGGACUAGCGGGGCGGUUCAGCACCCGCCACCCCAGCCUCUGUCACCCACUGCCCUUUCGACCCCACUAAUGCAAAGCGCUGCAGCAAAUAAUACAAACCUGGCAAAUAAGUCUCUGCAGUCAGUAUGGUUUUUGUGCAGUUUGAGUAAAACAGUGUGUUUCUUUUGAUGAGCAAAUAUGACGUUAUUUAAAACGGGCUUAACUUUAAAAAACUGGCAGCACCUAUUUUCCCAUACGAUUAUAGAUAAUAAUGCACUACAGGUAUCAGAUCUGUUUACCUAUUCAUUAAAGUGUGAACGUGCACGUUGAGGCUUGUGAUGUCAUAUUGUACUCCUGUAAUUCCAUUUUGUGCUAGGAAAUCUCCAUUUCAGAGUCACAUUGUUGAAGUAGCUCUGUAAUAUACAGGUUCCUUAAAUUUUUGAGAGAAAAAUUGCAUUAUUUAAAGUAUUUUGGAUUUUGCUUAUUUAGCUGACAAAUAUCAGUAGCCAGUUAUCUGUACGCUGGGGACGUUCUUACAACGGCUUAGUGCUUCCACUCAUAUCUGUUCGAAGUAAAUGUUUUACUGACACAAAAUAAUCCAAAAAUACAUACAUAAAUAGUGCAAAUACUGUGGAGCAAAUCUACCGAAAGAUAUCACGUGUGCAUUCACUGCCUAAUCGCACAGUCUUUACACUAACUUGCUCACUUUCCCAGUAAACUAUGUUGGUGUGUGAAGCUCAUGAAAUUGAACUUUUUAAUAUUCUUCUCUGAUUAUCCCAAAAUACAUGUGCAUCUGUUUUUGAUAAAAAAUGAAAAUGUACAAUGCUGUUGAAACGUGGAUGCUGCUUAUUUGCACUCUGGAAAUACAAUAACAUAUGUUGGAGAA